AUGGAAAUAAAUCUUUCAACCAGUCUCUCUCUCUCUCUCUCUCUCUCUCUCUCUCUCUCUCUCUCUUUACACCACUUUGUGGUAGGAUUUUACGCUAUUGCUAUGAGUGGUGUCGUCGGCAUGCGUCGAGAGACGAUGAAUAUUCUUUCUUCUUCAUCUUCUUUUUCAUCGACGUCCUUUUCUUUAUCUUGUUUUGUCAUUCUUCUGAAAUUGCUUUACUUCUUUUUCUUUUGUUUUCUUCUUGCUCUUCUUCUUCACCUUUUCUUUUUCUUCUUCUUCACCUUUCUAAUUCCUCUACACUUUCUUCUUCCUUUUCUUCUUCUUUUACUUUUUCUUCACUUUUUCUUUUUCUUCUUCACCUUUCUUCUUUUUUUUUCUUUUCUUCCUCUUUUUUCUUUUCCUUCUUCACCUUUCUUUUUCACUUUCUUUUUCUUUUUCUCUUUUUUCACUUCCUUUUUACCUUUCUUCUUCUUUAACUUCUUUUUCUUCUCUAUCUUCUUUUUCUUUUUAACCUUUCUUCUUCUUUUUCUUUUUCUUCUUCUUUUUCUUCGUCUUCACUUUCUUCUUCUUCUUCUUCUUUUUCUUCUUCUCCUUCUUUUACUUCCUUUUUACCUUUCUUCUUCUUUUACUUCUUUUUCUUCUCUAUCUUCUUUUUCUUCUUAA
Messenger RNA from Acanthosepion pharaonis, 663 nucleotides. Lineage: Eukaryota; Metazoa; Mollusca; Cephalopoda; Sepiida; Sepiidae. The record is from the annotation of a GenBank genome assembly.